GGUCCGGUAGCUUAAGACCUGCGUCCCGUGCAACUCUCGACUUUAACCGGCAAUCGCCCAACAAUCUGCCAAGAUGGGUAUUAAGAAUCUCUACCAAGUCAUCUCCGAAAAUGCCCCCGACGCGAUCAAGACGGGGGAGAUCAAGAAUCACUUCGGCCGCAAGGUCGCAAUUGAUGCAUCCAUGAGCAUCUACAGUUUCCUAAUCGCAGUGCGAUCCGAAGGCCAGCAGCUCAUGAGUGAGUCUGGCGAGACAACGUCGCACCUGAUGGGCAUGUUCUACAGAACCCUGCGUAUGGUCGACAACGGUAUCAAGCCUCUCUACGUCUUCGACGGUGCCCCGCCCAAGCUCAAGUCCGGCGAAUUGGCCAAGCGAGGCGCACGCAAGGCGGAAGCAACUGAGGCACAUGAGGAAGCCAAGGAGACCGGUACCGCAGAGGAAGUCGAAAAGUUCUCGCGGCGGACGGUGCGGGUAACCCGCGAGCACAAUGCCGAGUGCAAGAAGCUGUUGAAGCUGAUGGGCAUUCCCUACAUCGAUGCGCCGACCGAGGCAGAGGCACAGUGCGCCGUACUGGCGCGCGCGGGCAAGGUCUAUGCUGCUGCGUCUGAGGACAUGGAUACCCUGUGUUUCGAGGCACCGAUUCUGCUGCGCCACUUGACGUUUAGUGAGCAGCGGAAGGAGCCUAUUCAAGAGAUUCACCUGAGCAAGGCGAUGGAAGGGCUUGACAUGGACCGCAAGCAGUUCAUUGACCUCUGCAUCCUCCUCGGCUGUGACUAUCUCGAGCCCAUCCCCAAGGUGGGCCCAAGCACGGCACUCGCCCUUAUCCGCGAACAUGGCAGUCUCGAAAAGGUCACCGAGUUCAUGAACAACGACCCGAAGAAGAAAUACGUGAUCCCCGAAGACUGGCCAUACCAGGACGCGCGUGAGCUAUUCGCCAACCCGGACGUGCGCGACGCGAACGACCCAGCCUGCGACUUCAAGUGGGAGGCGCCGGACGUGGAGGCUCUGGUGCAAUUCCUAGUGACGGACAAGGGUUUCAACGAGGACCGCGUGCGUAAUGGCGCUGCACGCUUGACCAAGAACCUCAAGAGUGCGCAGCAGUCCCGGUUGGAGGGCUUCUUCAAGCCGGUCGCACGCACGGAUACGGAGAAGGCUAAUCUCAAGCGGAAACAUGACGAGAAGCUGCAGGAGCAGAAGAAGCGCAAGAAGGACGAGGCCAAGGCAAAGAAGGAGGCCAAGGCUAAGCCUCGUGGUGCGAAUUAAUUUCUCUGUUCUCGAUUGAUGAUUUUCGACUUGGGGGCUGCGAUGCGGGUGCCAUUUCUUCUCGGCAAGGAUGUCUGUCUCACCAGCGUCCCCCUUGUCCAGGCGGAUAAAAUCUUCGUUUUUCUAUUUUAUCGGUCUUUCUAUGAGCUAGGCGUUGGAGUUAAAUCGGUUUUCCUUUUCCCUCCGUGGUGGUGCUUUUUUGAUGAUCUUGGUCGGGGGUGGACACUGGCCCGCGAGUGAUUCCAUCCGGCCUCCCCGAUCACCCUGAUCCAUGGCAUGGAGUCUAGCAUCUCAUACCUGCGAAAUUUCCAAAUAUUUUUCAGAUGAAUAGGUAGUUCUUGCAAUUUCUUAUCUACCUGCAAAUACCACAUAUGUCUAUUCAUGAUCGUGCUCGUAGGAUCAGAAUAUCACUUCUUCGGCGUGGUACAAAAGAUGCUCACUCUUGUGACUGAUCCUUG
This is a messenger RNA of Penicillium brasilianum, 1719 nucleotides long. NCBI's taxonomy places the organism in Eukaryota, Fungi, Ascomycota, Eurotiomycetes, Eurotiales, Aspergillaceae. The record is from the annotation of a GenBank genome assembly.